AUGGACCGUAUCGCCGAAUUCAGGAGAUGGAAGGCACAGUGUUUGAGCAAAGCGGACCUUAGCCGGAAGGGCAGUGUGGACGAGGAUGUGGUAGAAGUUGUGCAGCUCCUGAAUGGGCGAGAACAGUUUUUCACCACCAGUUCCUGCGCGGGCCGCAUCGUCCUCCUAGACGGGGGUAUGAAUGGUUUCGAGGUUCAGAAACAAAACUGUUGUUGGCUCCUGGUUACACACAAAUCUUGUGUAAAAGAAGAUGUAAUUAUAGCUCUAAAGAAAGCCAGUGGUGAUGCAGUUUUGAAAUUUGAACCACUUAUUCUUCAUGUGCAGUGUCGACAAUUGCAGGAUGCACAGAUUCUGCAUUCAGUGGCCAUGGAUUCUGGUUUCAGGAACUCUGGCAUAACAGUGGGAAAGAGAGGGAAGACUAUGUUGGCUGUCCGGAGCACACAUGGCUUAGAAGUUCCAUUAAGCCAUCAGGGAAAACUGAUGGUGACCGAGGAGUAUAUUGACUUCCUGUUAAAAAUAGCAAAUCAGAAAAUGGAGGAAAACAAGAAGAGAAUCGAAAGGUUUUACAACUGCCUACAACAUGCUUUGGAAACAGAAAUUAUUACUACGUCACAUCCCAAAGAGAAAAUCAUAGAGAAAAAUACUCAUAUGAAAAAAAGUCCAGAAAAGGCACAUGGCAAAUGUAUUGCUGAAGAACAUGAUGAAGACCUUGAAGAUGGCGAUGGUGAUGAUGACCCAGGAAUCAGUGUCACCUUCUUCCCUAAAGAUUACUGAGAUUUGGUUCUGAAGAGUUUUGAUAAAAUAAUGCUCUUUGUAAGAGUAUUUUAGUUGUUCAGUGUAUCAGCCAUUCAGAAAAGCAAGAUUUAACUUUAUUUUAGGGACUCUCAACUCUUAGCUUUUUAAAAUAGUUGUGUAUAUUUAUUUUCUCAUUAAAUGCCAUCCUUUUUACUCACAUAUUCAUUACAAAAUAAAAUUAUGAUUUUUAAUG
This is a messenger RNA of Manis pentadactyla (Chinese pangolin), 988 nucleotides long. RefSeq names its product tRNA-yW synthesizing protein 3 homolog (gene TYW3). Lineage: Eukaryota; Metazoa; Chordata; Mammalia; Pholidota; Manidae. Gene Ontology annotation, molecular function: tRNA methyltransferase activity. Gene Ontology annotation, biological process: tRNA methylation. Gene Ontology annotation, cellular component: cytoplasm. Bases 1 to 774 code for a protein of 257 amino acids. The record is from RefSeq and is a predicted model, not a curated record. The transcript has 6 exons.